GUGGCCGCGCUCUCCGGACUCGCUCGGCCUCGGGAGCUGCGGCAGCUGGCGGUGGCUGCUUUCCAGAGCAUCAACUGCUACACCGCCGAGGAGCUGCAAGGGCGCUAUAGGGAGUUCCUGGCCUACCUGGACGACGCCCAGGUGACCUGGAUCCGAUGUCGAUACCCGCGGCAGAUCGCCAGACAGGGCUCUCCCCUGUGGCGCUGCCAGGCGGUGCUUGCCGCCGAGGGUGAAGUUGCGGACCUUGGUCCAGCAGUUGGACCUUUGGCGGCCUCUGACGACGACGCGGUCUUCAUCGACUGGAUGGGCCUGCCCCAGCACGACGGCCAGGGCUCAGGUCUGCAGCGCAUGGGUCGCGAGGGGCAAUGGCCACAGCCUGGCAAGCAUCCAGCUGUCCGCACCGAGUCCGCAGAGGCGGCGUUCCAGAAG
Molecule: messenger RNA, 429 nt
Organism: Prorocentrum cordatum
Lineage: Eukaryota; Dinophyceae; Prorocentrales; Prorocentraceae
Source: the annotation of a GenBank genome assembly